AUGGAACCGACAGACGACCACGAAGAAUUCGACUCGAUCAUGGAGAGCGAGGGCUUCACAAUGGUUUCUUUGGACACUCUUCCUUCUGCCCAGCAAAUCGGCCUCGGAAGCCACGCCAGUAGGGCCUCAGAUAAUGCCGCCAAGGUGCUACAAGAUCGAGACAAUGGGAAAAUUGGAGAUCGAUUGAAACGCAAACUCCCUGGGGGAAUCACUGAUCUUCGAAGCGAACACAGCUCGGCGAGAGCGAGCCCAGCAGUCAAGGAAUUUUCUCCGGGCUCUCUUCUUCGCUCGCGCCAGGAAGGGAACCGUUCAGUCAAGCCACCUCCCGCGAAUGAUUCUCCAAAACGCCAGUUUUCGUCACCUAUCGGCCGGCAAUCCAAAAAUGCGGGCAAACCAUCACCUCAGCCUGUUUCUUAUCCUGAUCUUCCUCCGACAUCUUCACCCGCGAAGCACAGGCCCAGCUAUAGAUCUGAAGAACAAUAUGAGGAUGAGGAAGAAGGGGAUGAAGGCCAAUAUGAGGGCGAAGAUGAUGAAGGGGUAUUUGAAGAUUUUGCUCCCAAGAAUGAAGCAGUCGUCUUAGAUGAUAUUGAAGAGGAGGAGGAAGAUGUAGAAGAAGUGGAUGUUAAUGAAGAGGAGGAUAAUGAGGAAGAGGAUAAUGAGGAAGAAGUGCAUAUUGUACCUCAUUCAUCCGAAUUCGAGCAAGCGCAAUCACCCCGCGACCAGGCUUUUUCUGCAAGAUCACAGCAAGAGGCACGAUGGCAUGAAGAGCGGUUGAAUGUCAGUCGCCAUGCUCAGAACGCUGCUGAUUCUAAUCGCAUGAUCUACAUCGACAGCGAUGAAAAUGUCUCGGACGAAGAAAGGAUCCAAAGCAACGAUUUGGCCCAUGACCGAUGGCAGUCGGAUGUCGAGUCUGUGGUUGACGAGGAAGUCGAACAGCCUGAAGAGCCUGAGGAGCCUGAAGAGCUUGACGAGCCGGAGGAUAUUGCGGGACAUGAAGACCGUGAGCAGUCUGAAGGACCCGAAGGGCUGGGGCCGGAUGAUGAGCCAGCGACUCUUUCUGAACAAGACGUACCCGAAGACAUUGAACGAUUCAAAGAAGAGGAUUUAGACGGAUUUGGGGAGUCUGAUCAGGAUAGGCAAUCGAAAACAAAGCCCGUUCCCUCCACUUUCAUUGACCAGAAUCGAACGGUACAACGGGAAGCAUCGGAAGAUGUCGACGACGGAUACGACGAUAUCUGGCGCCAGGAACCUGAAAAUUCAAGAUCAGAGCACAGACAAGCCAGGGAGCCCGAGCAACCCGCCAAUCGCGCAUGGGCAACGGAGUAUGACGAAGAUGACGCCUUUGAUGAUAUCUGGCAGCAAGAAGCACGCGACAACAGCUACCUUUCACAGCAAUCCGAUCAUCGUGCGCAUCAGCCUGUUGAAGAGGCUGUCAGUCCUUGGAGAGAGAUUGCUGAAGAUUCAUCCAAUCAAAACCGUCUAGGCUCGUCUCCAGCUUAUGUCAACCUUGAAAAGUACGAUUUGCGCCAUCUGAAUCCAACACAGAUCCGCAAACUGCGUGAGCGCGAGGUUGAUCUAUCCGCUCUCCUCGCGGCCGAUGAUACCCCAAACCGUGCUCGCUAUUACAACGGAACAAGCACUCCACGGAGUAUCCUAAGCCGUCAUUCCGCGGCGCAGCAUUCGUCUGCUAGCAAAAGUAGCUCGCACAAGCCAGAGAAACGAGUUCGUCUGCAGCCAUUGUCUCAGUCGCCAGAAAGAGAGCCUGAGGCCGAGCAAGAAUCGCCUGUCUUCCGGCAUAAUUACUCGCGUCAGGAGUCUUUACCUGACGAGGUUCAUGAGAUCGGUAGCGCUUCCGAUGGGGGCUCUUUCGAGGAUGAACCUGCCGAGGGUAUGACUACUACCCCAAGGCGCCAAAGCCAGCCGGAUGUGGAACCUCAGGGAUCAACCUGGUUCCAACGGAUCACUAGCCUCACUCCCAGAUGGCUCAAAGCGCCCAACCAGGCAGAUGAUGACGAAUCCAGCGAAGCCUCCCAGGACGAACAUGUGGAGGCUUCUGAUGAGGAGACGGAGGAUGAUCAGGUCGACAAAGGAGAACUUUCGCUUCAGUCCCCACAAGAACAUCAUCAAUCGCAUGAAGACACUCCACGCUCUCAUCGUUCAAGUGAAUCGCCAUUUGUGUACCAAAAAACUCCGGCAUCAGCGAAACCAGCAAACUCACGACAAAGAUACGAGACAAGUCAAGUGCGUUCUCUCGAAGCAGACGACGAAGCAUCAGAUGAUUUCGAGCGGCGUGCUUCGGGCGAUGCCGCGGACGAGCUUGUGGGGCUGGACGAGGAAGCUCACGACAGGCCCAAAGGUCCGAGACCGCUCGCGGUGUUUGGUUAUUUCUCAAACGAGCAUUACUUGGCUCUUCGGCGUAUCUACCGAAUGGCAAAGCGCCACCCCGGGCGCCUCCCCUAUCACAAUGCGCCUGGACGAGCCCAAAUAAUCGGCGACUGGAUCUGGACCUCAGAUGGCCUCCAUGGGGUUCCCAUCUCCGAAGCGCAGUUUGCCAUUAUCGAUCGAUUUGUACAGGAACUCUCGCAUGCUGAUGUACAGUACGGUGGAUCGGGCCAGGUCGAGUGGACAGAUGCUGACCUGCACCGGAGGUUGAUAAGCAUCAUCAUUGGCGAACAAAUCCGAGAAGAGCGAAAAGUCCAGGCGAACCGCGGGGCUUCUGUCGAUACGUGGCGAUGA
Molecule: messenger RNA, 2736 nt
Organism: Penicillium argentinense
Lineage: Eukaryota; Fungi; Ascomycota; Eurotiomycetes; Eurotiales; Aspergillaceae
Exons: 1
Coding region: 1-2736 (911 amino acids)
Source: RefSeq, a predicted model, not a curated record